AUGCUUACUACCCUAAGAAGACUUCGAGGCGUGUUUCCACAGAGAAACCCUCCUGCGGAGACUAGCCCACCGCUGCAGACUUCUCCACGAACCAGCACCAGCUCCCCUCCGGAGAUUCGGUCGUCACUGCAGGACGAAGCAUUCGCCGUCAAAAUGCUGCUUGGAAGAUGCCAAGUCGCCAAAAAUGAUUACAAGUGCCCCUGCAAGAAUGGCAAAUCUGUUUCAAGAACAGGUGUGCUGGAUAAGACUGCGCUCUGCGAAGAAUGUAUCCAUCCCUUGUAUCUCCACGAUCAAUUCACAGAGAAAUCUCCCGCCGCUCCGACCUCUCUCCCCCCUCGGGUUCGCUUCUCGGAUUAUCCUCAAUAUUGCCCUCGAACGGACACCGUCCAAAAGAUAGCUACACUGCUUGACCAGGAGAAAAUUAUUCACAUCCGCGGAACCCCGGCAUCGGGGAAAUCAUUACUCGCCAAUUUUCUUUACGAAUAUUUCUUUUCUCGCAACCAAGAAGUCUAUCUCAUCGAUGAAUGGCCGCAGGAUAGAAAAGAAACCGCGUUGGAAUUGGUUCUCUCAGCCUGCUUGCCAGAGGGACGUAGAACUAUUGCCCAGCUAAUUCAGAGCAAUUUGAUCCUUAUUCUCGAUGAGUCACAAUACACGUAUAGCGAUUCUGGGCUCUGGUACAAAUUUCUCAAGAUCGCUGGAGGGAACGCGAGACCAGCGAACGGCGUUAGAGUAUGCCUUUUUAGCUCUUAUGGAAGUCCUACCACUGGCGCACCCCAAAUGGACUAUCCCGAGUCAAUCACGCCUCCUAUGUUUUCAAAUCAUCAACGCGUUUCUCUCGUGCCUUCUUCGGAACCGGGAUCGCCCGACAUUUCUUUGUUCUUCACAAGGGAAGAGUAUAAUGAUGUCGUGAUCAGAUAUUGUAAGAUGGCCAAAGAAUAUAUGAUCAACACCGACCUUGCGGAGUACGUAUUCAUGGCGACCAAUGGUCAUCCUGGGCUGGUGAUGGCCAUCAUGGAUUACAUCUUCGAUUUUUAUCGGUCGAAUCUUAAACGAAUUCGGAUAUCAAUCUUGACCAUGGACAACACGAGAGUGGCGUUGGUUGACAACAACAGGCUAUUCAGUUCGAUUGCCGAUCGGUUCGCCAGUCGCUCGCUCCCCAUUCGAGAAUUACUGGGGACAGAUGAAGGACCAAUCAUUGAUUCGCUUUUGAACGUCCUAAGACAUGGGUAUGCUCCGCUGACAUCCGAUGAUUACGGCCUCAACCGUUCGUUUAGGCGCGGAUUCGUACACACGACGCUCGAUCCUGACACGAGAGGGAUGAUAUGUGUCUUCCCCUCACCGCUCCAUGCUCGUUAUGUCGAGUUUAUGUACGGCCAAGGUGGUGGUGCCGCAUUUCCGAAGGAUCGAUUUCCGGGGAUCGAAGAUCUUUGUAAGGCUGUUGUGAAGGGGUUUUCACGCCGGAUUCUGUGCCAGAUCAGAGACGGACGUCGUCCGGGGACAUCAGGCCAACUGCGACCAUUGGAAGCGUCCUUCCAGGACGAAUUUUAUAGAUCGUUUUGGCGUGAAGUUCCGAACGGGGGUUUAAGCAGCGAAUGGAGCUUUGGUGGAAGCGGUCGCGUCGAUUUCUUUGUCAUCGGGCCAGGCUGGGGAGUGGAAUUGCUAAGGGAUGGUGACCGACUCGACCAACACUGUUCACGAUUCAAGGGAGGCGACGGCGCCUAUUAUGCGGACAUUGAAGCGGGAAUAAUGAAGGACUGGCUCAUACUGGAUUGUAGGCAUAACCAUCCGCGAACCCCGCGUCCAACCGAGCGACGGCUGUGGCGCCUCAUCUUCAGCAAUGAUUACAGUCGGGUCGAUAUCCUAGAUUGUGAGAACAAUGUUAUUGAACAAUAUGCUUUAGGAAACUGGUGA
Molecule: messenger RNA, 1911 nt
Organism: Aspergillus chevalieri
Lineage: Eukaryota; Fungi; Ascomycota; Eurotiomycetes; Eurotiales; Aspergillaceae
Exons: 5
Coding region: 1-1911 (636 amino acids)
Source: RefSeq, a predicted model, not a curated record